UCGUAAAAACGACAGCGUAACCAGGAAGUGGUUCUCCCCCUAGAAACGGAUCGAGAGACCGAGAUGGCGGCGUUCGCAGCAGACCGUUGGCUGAGCGGCUUACCGAAUCAUGACAUUUUCAAGAAAAUACGCGACAAGAUGGACUCGGAACCCAAAGGGAACGAACGGGCGGUGGCUAAAAACCUCACCUUCUGUUUAUGUGGGGACUUCUUCGUGUGGGACGACGUGGACCGCGUGUUUUACACGACGAGCUUGCGCCAGUUGAACGCGGCGGAGGAGCGCGACGGUUACCAGACGCUGCUGUGCAUCAACCCGCCUCGCUUCCCGGUGUGCCAGCUGCUGCUGAGCCCCUCGCACGACCACGUCGCGCUGGUGGGCAGCCGAGGAGUCUCGGUGCUGGAGCUCCCCCAGCGCUGGGGCAAGAGGUCCGAGUUCGAGGGCGGGAGCAACCGCAUCAACUGCAAGACCACGCCGGUGGCCGAGCGCUUCUUCACCAGCUCGCAGUCGGUGAGUCUGCGGCAGGCGGCCUGGUACCCCGGCGACACGGAGGAGCCGCUGCUGGUCCUGCUCACAUCGGACAACACCAUUCGCUUCUACAGCUUGAAGUCUCCCGACUGUCCGGUCAAAGUGGUGCCCGUGUCGCAGUCUGACGACGACAGCAGCGUGCGCCCCCCGGCCCGCUCCUACGCCGCAUCCCUGGGUGAGAUAGCGGUGGGCUUUGACUUUGGCCCGAUGUCUGUGGUCAAAGCGGGGCCCUACCACCCUCUGUACAUCCUCUACGAGAACGGAGAGACUUACCUGUGCUACACCAGUCGGAUGAACGCCGUGAGCGUGAGUAAGCGCGUGGGCCCGCUCCCCAUGUACCCGGCGGCGGAGGACAACUACGGCUACGACGCCUGCGCCAUCCUCUGCCUGCCCUGCGUGCCCAGCAUCCUCGUCAUUGCCACGGAGACGGGCACGCUGUACCACUGCGUCGUGCUGGAGUCGGAGGACGACGACGAGACGCCGAAGUGGGCGCCGGGCGGGGGCGCCGUGCCGGCCCUCUACGUGUUCGAGUGCGUGGAGCUGGAGCUCACCCUCAAGGUGGCCACGGGGGAGGACGACGAGCCCCAGGAUUUGGACUUCACGUGCCCCAUCCGGCUGCACCGGGACCCCUUGUGCCAGCAGCGCUACCACUGCACCCACGAGGCGGGGGUGCACAGCGUGGGCCUCAUCUGGGUCAGCAAGCUGCAGAGUUACCUCCACGCCGGCGACGAGGACAAGAACAGUCUGUCGGAGUUGUCUGCGGAGAGGCGCUGCAUCGUGGAACACAUCGUGUGCACCCGACCGCUCCCCUCCAGCCAGUCCGCUCCCAUCCAAGGCUUCUUAAUCGUGUCCGACCUCUCCCUGGGGACCACCAUGAUCUGCAUCACCAGCAGCUACGAGUGCAUCAUCCUGCCCCUGCUCAGCGCCAUACGCCCGCCCUCGCCUCCACUGAUGUGCACACAGUCCGGCCUGGGCUCGGCCAACUCGCCGCUACGGGGGCUAGCGGGGAACUCUUUCGAUCAACACAUCCGCAACAUCCUGGCUCGGAGCGCCACCAACCCCCUCCUGCUCAAAGCCGGGGACAAGGAGACGUCGCCCUCGCCCCAGGAGUGCCUGCAGCUGCUGAGCCGGGCCACGCAGGUGUUCCGCGAGGAGUACGUCCUGAAGCAGGACUUGGCCCGCGAGGAGCUGCAGAAACGUGUCAAGCUGCUCCAGGACCAGAAGAACAAGCAGCUGGAGGAGAUGGCGCUGUGCCGCCAGGAGAGGAAGACCCUGCGAGAGGCGGCGGAGAGGCUGGCGGACAAGUACGAAGACGCCAAGUACCGCCAGGAGGCCGUCAUGGAGCGCUUGAAGAACGUCCUGGGCAGCACGCAGAGCCGCCUGCCCGUGCUGUCCAACAGCGAGAAGGACAUGAGGAAGGAGCUGCAGGCCAUGGGCGACCAGCUCAAGCAACUGGACAUCUGCAUCAAGCAGGUGAAGAUGAAGAUGGAGUACCAGAAGACGCAGGUGGACAAGGACGCGCCGGCUCCCAGGCCCACCAUCUUGCUCAGCGCCCAGCAGAAGAAGGUGGUCCAGGAGGUCCUGCUGGAGGAGGGACAGAAGAUAGUGUCCAUGAUGAAGAUGGUCAAGGAGAUGUCCUGCCUCAUCGCCAUGAGGAGCUCCGACUUGUACAGCACCUGAGUCCCAAGUGAACCUUUAUACUUCCUGUCAGAAUGAAUACAACUAUUUUUGUUCGCUUUUCAAGUAAACAUUUUGUAAAAAUAAA
This is a messenger RNA of Nerophis lumbriciformis (worm pipefish), 2290 nucleotides long. RefSeq names its product nucleoporin 88 (gene nup88). NCBI's taxonomy places the organism in Eukaryota, Metazoa, Chordata, Actinopteri, Syngnathiformes, Syngnathidae. Gene Ontology annotation, biological process: mRNA export from nucleus; ribosomal large subunit export from nucleus; ribosomal small subunit export from nucleus. The record is from RefSeq and is a predicted model, not a curated record. Gene Ontology annotation, cellular component: nuclear pore. Gene Ontology annotation, molecular function: protein binding; structural constituent of nuclear pore.